AUGGCAACGUACCAGAUUCCAGCACCAGAACCAAUGAAUUGCAAUGGCGAUGUCGCAAACAACUGGAAGAGUUUUCAUGAAGCAUAUGAAGAUUAUUUAAUAGCAACAGGCUUAGAUCAGAAAGACAAGAAAGUUCAAGUGGCAACGUUGAAAAGUCUAAUGGGAACUGAGUGCAAGAAAAUACUUAAAAGACUUCAAUUAUCAGAGGCCGAUAUGAAAGAUCCAGCUAUUAUUCUUGCAAAGCUGUAAGACCAUUUCGUACCAGUACGAAGUAUUCUGUAUGAGAGAUAUAUUUUCCAUAACACUGAACAGCAAGUACAUGAAACUAUUGACCAGUUUCUUAUAAAGCUCAGGCAAUUAGCUGAGCCAUGUAACUUUGGAACACUAGAAGAUCAGAUGGUGAGAGACCGUCUGGUUCUUGGCUGUCGGGACAGUGCGGCCAGGACCAGGCUUUUCCGCGAGAAAGAUUGCACUCUCAAGAAAGCUAUAGAGUCCCUUCGUAUAAGUGAGACCACAAGUGAACAAUUGAAGAAAAUAGAGAGAGAAGACAAUCAAGAGCCUGUCAAUUAUGCUCAGAGACAAGAUGCAAAGAAACAGAAU
Molecule: messenger RNA, 600 nt
Organism: Paramuricea clavata
Lineage: Eukaryota; Metazoa; Cnidaria; Anthozoa; Malacalcyonacea; Plexauridae
Source: the annotation of a GenBank genome assembly